CCUCUUAGCAAGCAGUUGAAGACAGUCGGGCAUCGGGCGAGCACGGAAACCUCAAGGUUUCUACCCAAUUUAUCACGGAUACCCGCUCAUUUCUGAUCUCACACAGCGCCGACGGGAUAUUAAAACAUGGUGGUGGUAGCAGCGGGUGCCGGUGGCGCCCACAAAGUGCUCCUGAUAUCCGGGAAGCAGACCGGCUCCUCUACCGGCUCACAGACGGCCUUCAGCCGGCCCAUCUCUGUCGUUUUACCGUCAACGGCCAACCAGGUGUCGUCGGACUCAGACUCCAACACUUCCUCGGGGCCGCCGGUGCGAAAAAGACAGAGGCUCACACACUUGAGUCCGGAAGAGAAAGCACUUCGCAGGAAACUCAAGAACAGAGUGGCAGCUCAGACAGCCAGAGACAGGAAAAAGGCCAAAAUGGGAGAGCUGGAACAGCAGGUCCUAGAGCUGGAGCUGGAGAAUCAGAAACUACACAUUGAAAACAGGCUGCUUCGGGAAAAAACGAGUGGCCUCCUGACAGAAAAUGAGGAACUGAGACAGAGACUUGGGUUGGACACCCUCGACUCGAAAGAAAAGGUUCAGGUUCUGUUGUCCACCGGGAACGACGCAGGUUUGGGGAUCGGGUCUUCUGAGUCCGCAGCACUCAGGCUACGUGUGCCUCCGCAGCAGGUGCAGGCCCAGCAGUCCCUAAAUCUGAAGACUUCUCAAUGGAUACAGAUAGUCCUGACUCUACAGACAAUGAGUCUGAUUUGCUACUGGGCAUUCUGGACAUCCUUGACCCAGAGCUGUUCCUCAAGUCUUGUGAACAGGAGUGCGAGGAGCCGCAGGUGUUGCUGGUCGGAGGGGGGGACCCAGUACCUGCCGCCACACCUGCACCUCUGGGGGCCCCAUCAGUUAAGCUGGAGACCCUUAAUGAACUGAUCCACUUUGACCACAUCUACACGAAGCCCAUGGAGGAGGUGAGCGGUGGGCAGAGCAGCGACUUGGAGAGCGACGAAGAUGAGAAGAUCGACGAGGCUUCCUUCCCCGUUACCGAGGUGGUGGUCGAAGAGGAGACCGUC
Amphiprion ocellaris (clown anemonefish) is the source of this 1061-nucleotide messenger RNA. It is a transcript of the gene xbp1, whose product is annotated as X-box binding protein 1. The transcript has 5 exons. Gene Ontology annotation, molecular function: DNA-binding transcription factor activity, RNA polymerase II-specific; RNA polymerase II transcription regulatory region sequence-specific DNA binding. NCBI's taxonomy places the organism in Eukaryota, Metazoa, Chordata, Actinopteri, Pomacentridae. Gene Ontology annotation, cellular component: nucleus. The coding region runs from base 127 to 921 and encodes 264 amino acids. The record is from RefSeq and is a predicted model, not a curated record.